CUUCAGUGGGCCGAUCUUGGUCUGCUUAGAAAAGAACAGAUGCUAGCAUUGUUCUAUAUAAGUCUUUCAAAAUGGGGGGCUGGGGAGAAGUAAAAUACCUAUAUGAUCAGAUCCAACAACGCAGGAUCUCGUAAUGCUGUUGUAUUAGUUAAUUAUUGCACUCUGAUGGAUGCUGUGUUCUUUCUGAAUGAAGCGGAUCGCACCAACUUACUCCAGUUGCUCAUGCAGUCUUUCGGCUGCACUUACAUCUGUCUCUGGUCCUACAUUACCCAGCCAUUCAACUGUUUGACAUUUCAUGAUGGAUGUUACAAAGAUGAAAGCAACCAACCCAGUUCCCCAACUGGAACCCUUGCUUGGAGGCUGUUCCUUGAAUAUCAACAAUCACGAAUUCCAAUCGAAAAUGACAGCCGUGUUCCGGGAUUUGCGUUCAGGAAUAGCAGGUCAUACUUUGAGUUGAGGGAUCUUGAUCUUCAAAGACUGUCAUCAAAUGACACACAGCGCCAGUUUUACCUGGAAGCAAGGAUUAAGAGAGCAGUUUUCAUGGGAUUUAGAGCUGGCGAGAUUGAACUAGGUUUCUCCAAUGAAACACAAAUUAACAUAGAGAUGGGGAUGAGGGAGUUCUUCCCAGAAGAAUUUUUGCAGUUGCCGCCGCCGCAGCCGCUGCCGGGUUUAGGAGAGCUUCCACAGCAGCUAACAGUUGAUCCAAAUCCAACCAUGGCAGUUUCUUCUUCUUCAUCAUCAUUGAGAUCGCUCUCCACUGGCAGCCCGGAGUACUCUUCUCUCAUUUUUAACAUUCCAAGCUUAUCUCAUAUAGCAACAGAGGCAACCGAUCACUCUACCUCGCUGCCACCAAUUUCUAGGAGAAACCCUGCAGCUGCCACUAAUCCUCACCACCAAGCAAUGCAAGCCUUAUGUCAAAUCCGAACCUCUCCGCUGCCAUCCCUAGAGUCGGAGCACGCUAUAAUGACACAGGCCUUCUUGGCUGCUCUAACCUCUCCUCCUCCUUCUUCUACCUCUGCUUUGCACCACCGUCCCCAGGAAAAUCUGCCUUACAAUUACCAGCUAAACCCAAAAACCAGUGCUUUCAAGCGUUAUGCCACUCCAGCCCACUUAGCCCCAACAACACCUCAGACAAGAGCCAGUCUACAGGGGCAGAAUAUGCUAAAUCGAUCAAUUUUGUAUUAUAAACGUUUACACGCAGUCAGGCGCCAACUUGGUCUCGGAAGCGGUGGUGGCAGCCAUCCCACCAGCACCCAAUUACAGCAUAUAAUGUUGGAGCGCAAGCGGCGCGAGAAGCUCAACGAGAGCAUCCAGACCUUGAAAUCACUUCUUCCUCCAGGAACAAAGGACAAGAUAUCGGUGCUUAAUAGCACAAGCGAGUAUUUGAGCUCCCUAAUAGCUCGAGUAUCGGAGCUCAGUCGCAAAAACCAGUUAUUAGAGACGCAGCUAUUGCUGUCAAGGGAAGCGGUGGAGGAAGUGGUUGAAACUUCCUCGAACGAAAGAACGAAUGUUAGAAUCAUCCAUAAAUCGGAAUCAACCUCCGAAGAAAGGUUCAUCGACCUUAGAAUCAGUGUGAGGGGAGAAUGCUGUGUAAUGGAUAUGUUAAUUCGGUUACUGGAAUUCUUGAAGCAAGACAGAAAUGUCAGCUUGAUGUCCAUGGAAGCAAACACCAUUGCAGCAGAACCAGGUCCUUUGAACAACAUAAAUUUCAGAUUAAGAAUUGAGGUUUGAAAAUUAGUAUCCUUUUCCUCCUACUUUUUUUUUAGAGAUUACGAAUUUUCAAAUUAACUUUUUCAAAGCAAAAAUGUGUAUGGAAAAACGUUAAUGGUAUUAAUAAAUCACUAAGUAUGUG
Molecule: messenger RNA, 1852 nt
Organism: Rubroshorea leprosula
Lineage: Eukaryota; Viridiplantae; Streptophyta; Magnoliopsida; Malvales; Dipterocarpaceae
Source: the annotation of a GenBank genome assembly